AUCAUUAUCACUCGAGGUGUUACUCACAGGGUUUACGUUUCGGAAACUGCCAGUCUAUUAAACAAUAUUUAAAACUUCCUUACUGGGACCCUUGCAUUUGAUGGCGAUGGAGUUGUGUCGUGAAGUGUUGCUCUGCGUUCUUCUGGGGGUAGUUUUCGUGGGAAGACUAUCCGCGCUGAGUGGACCCAAUGUGUGUGAAAGAAGGGAGACAUAUUACCGCGUGGUAAGAGUUUGUGCUUACAGAACCUGGUUAAGCUGCUGUUAUUAUCGGUACGUCACGAAGUGUGACUACAGAACGGUGCGUUAUUGUUGUCCAGGUUACAAAAAUGUCAACAAUAGAUGUGUCCCUGUUUGUUUUGGAAGAACGGACAGAUCAGGCUGCAACAAUGUCGGCAGGUGCGAGGCGCCCAAUACCUGUGUAUGCGAGUCCGGCUACAGCGGACCUCAAUGCGACAACAAGGUUGCUUGCUCUGUGACUAGACCAUGUUACCCGGGAGAUUGUCCAAAUGCCGACAACUGCGAAUGUUCUCAGGGAUUUGGAUUAACAAACUGCACUACGAUCCUCAGAUCCCCGCAGAUUACUCUAGCUUCAGCUGUUCUUGCGUAUCACCAUCCAGUCAAACGUAUGGAUAUUUACAACUACACGACAGAUGCCACCACGAAUGGAACCGGAAGUGCCGCCAGUGCCUCCAUUUGGGCCAACUUUAACCGCUUUAACAAAAUCCGUGCUACACUAUCCGGGGCAUUCAGUCUCGAGGCGCAGUUAUCUGCCAGACCAAGCUAUGUGACGGAGUCGAAGCUAGGGAUAGCUAGAGCGACAAUGGAAUGGCAGCUGGAAAAGCUGAAAAACGGCGUGCUUCAAAAAGAGGGUGGUAAAACUAGUACUUGUACAGAGGUUGCAGACAGCAAUCCCAGGAAUACGUUACAAGAAUGCCAAGUGGAAUUUGACAACUCGCUGGCCAUUGACAGUGGUGAUGUAUUCACUCUGACGUUUGAGGUUCUAAACGGAGGAUAUGAGGUUCUUUCCGGAAGGAUUCGAUUACCUUUCAGACAACAGGGUUCCUCUAGAUCCUCGGUUACGUAUAAAAUCGACCUCGACAAACCUGUUCCGACUCCGGAAACAGCAUUCAAUGUGGAGGAAUCGUUCACAAAAAAUCCCGUGAUUAGGGCCCGAUGGUCUGGGUGGAAUGACACACUUUCUGGCAUGGCGGCUUACAAUUAUGAAGUAUUUGAACUUCAAGAUAAAAGCGGUACUCAGCGAUAUGUAAAAAGAAACAAAGCAGAUUGUGUAAAUCCACAAUUUGGAAACGACUGUAAUCCUUUCUUAGACCCGAUAUUCAGUCAGAAGUUUGAACAUUCUAAUCAGGAGAAAGAGGCAGUUUUCAGAGCAACUAACCCGGGGGUCUACGCCAUGAUUCUUGAAGCGUCUGAUAGAGCAAAUAACUCAGAAUACGUGGCACGUUAUGUGGUGUAUGACCCAAAUUCGUCAAUCGAAUUACAGACCGGAGAAAAUGACAUAAAAGCUCUUUCAGGAUCACCGAAUGCAAGCUUCAAAUGGGUAAUUUUGUCAAGCCCUUCUCAAAGUGAUAUAGCAUUGGAGUUCUCGUGGAAGAGUCAUUUCAUUAACCGCCAGCAGCAUGAGGGAGGGUUUCUUAACACAAUCGAGGAAUAUCGUCCACAAUUGGAGGAUGAGAAUGUUGCUCCAGGCGUAUUUCCUAAAACUAUCAACACAAAGUAUAAAGAAACAACCAAAAAUAGUCGGCCGCAGGACUCCAUCCCGAAUGCGUUGGGUAUUAUAAGGUUUGAAACAUUUUUGGAUGAAACGGGUCAGCGAAACAUCGACAUAAAUUCUGGAGUGUCUUGGACGAAUCAGAAUUUAAAUACUACAACUUCCUCUAUACUAAGACGAUCUAUCAGUGAGGGGGACUCAGUAACCCUGUGGGUGCGGGCCAGUGACGCCAUGGGCAACAAGAAUCUCUCCUUUCUUCAGCUGGGCUUUGAUGGCAGUGCGCCGUCCGUUUAUAAUCUAAGUUUUAUGAAGAACGCGGGAAACAGAUUUACAUAUGGCAGCAAAUUCUGGUUUAAAGUUGCUGAUGUGCACAGUGGUAUAUCUCAGAUCUACUACCGCAUCAUAAACAAGUCCAACAGCUCGGUAGCAGCCAAUGGUAGCGUUCCAGUGAAUGUCUCCUCCACGGAAAAAGGAUUUCCCGAUCAGUGGUACAAAUUUCGGAAUAACUUUUACUUUUACCAGCAUGAAUUGGAAAUCGAUAAUUGCUGGUUUAGAGUUCCGAAAGAGAGACAGGCCACUGAUCAGUUUUCUGUGGAGAUCACGGCUUACAAUGGCGCCAUGUUACAGAAACAAAACAGUAUUGAAGUAAAGCUGGGCUCCUUUAAAGGCAUCGGAGAAUAUCAAGGCGUCCAAAAUAUAGUCCUACUUAAAAUGGAGGGAACUGGGGUCCGGUUUGGUUGGAAUCUAACAGACACGUGCUACAGACGCCAGAACAUCCUCCUCGAAUACGACGACGGGCAGGCACGUAGGAAGGACAUCAGUCCCGCAGUGAAUAGAUUCGACCUCUUGGGUCUUCGGCCGCUUACACGUUAUAACGUAAGCUUUACCAUAGAAUACGACGAGGGAGAUUUCAGCAACCCUGUUUAUUUCCAAUUCAGAACAAUUCAGGCGAUUGCGGCACAGCGCAGUUUGACGACAGGAGGGUAUGCUGGAAUUAUAGUUGCCAUUUGCCUUGUGUUGUUGUUCGUGAUCUUCGUUGGUGUGAUGUAUAAAACUGGUCGUUUACGCAAAGCGGAAGUCAUCAUUGCUCCAAUCAGAAACACUAUACGACGACGCAGAGCUGGUGUGGGAGCGGCAGGGUACCAGCAAUAUAAUACAGGUGGAUAUAAUGAAGAGGACAUCUAUUUAUAUGGAGGCCUCACUUUCGAAAAUCAACCUGACUGGCAAUACAGCAUGGACAAUGUUACUUUGGAAACAUUGCUGAAGACGGGGCGAUUUGCCAUGAUUUAUAAGGCGAGCGUUUACAAGAAAGGAAAUCCUAGGGAAUGUGUAGCGAAGACUCUCAAAGACGGAUACACGGAUGAAGACAAAGUGCUAAUGAUGGCAAAAAUAAAUUUCUUCGGGACCAAGGUUGGGGAGCACCCCUGCGUUCUAGGAUUCAUUGGAGCCGUGACAGUGGAACAGUCCAUGGGACCAAUCAUGCUCCUCGAGUAUUGUGAAAAUGGUACGAUGAAGGACUGGCUUAUAGACCGACAGAGUGCCGUCAGCGAUGACGUAAUAGAAAACCUCUUCCGGUUCUCGUAUGACAUCACCAGAGGAAUGGCUUAUCUCGCAAGUAAAGAGAUUGUCCACAUGAGACUUGCGGCGAGGAAUGUAUUUCUAAAUAAAAACCUGAAUGCUAAAAUCGCCGGGUUCGGACCACGUCAGGGAGACGAAGAUGAUGAAUCGGGAAGAAAGGAACGCAUCCCCGUAAAGUGGAUGGCCCCCGAGUGUUUAAACAAAACCGGAAGUGCUUCAGAGAAGAGUGAUGUUUGGUCGUAUGGGGUCACGUGCUGGGAGAUUUUCACCAUGGGCGCAACCCCAUACGACAGUGUGAGAAGCAGAGACCUCCCAAAAUGGCUGAAACAAGGAAACCGACUGAGUAAACCUGAAUACACGGAUGAUUUACAUUACGAAAUCAUGACAAAAUGUUGGACUUUGGAGCCUUCCAGACGACCGUCUUUUUCGCAAAUCAACAAAGAGAUAGAGUCUCUCUUCCGCCAGUCAUCCGGGGACUUGUACUACUAUGACGCAGGGAAAUAACCGAAUCAAGUUGAUGUGGCGAUCUAUGUAGUGUUGAGGAAUAAUCAGAGUACUGUAAAAUGAGUGUGGAAAAAUCAUAAAGUAUCAUUUAGAAGUUGAACAUUAAGAUGUUUCCUUUUUUUCACAUGAGCCGGAUGUGCAUGUAAUGUACGUGUUGACGUCACAUGUAGAUAUAGUUGUUAAGUUCUGUCAAUGCGCUAUUUAUCUUUGUUAUUUUUUUCACAGGUACACUUGUGCAUGUUUUUUGUGUUGUCUAUAUUUAUGUCAUUGUGUGUGUAUACACAUAACGACCGGAAAUGAGGUAUAAACAAUCCAUUUCCUCCAUUUUCCAGCACAAUUUAUUACACUCAUUUUUAUAUACUUUGAAUACCGGUAUACAUAUUGACGCCUAAUACAUGUCUGUUUAUGAAAGGUUAUACUAUCAUUACUAUUAUCAUCAUCAUCAUCAUCAUAUUUUACAAUUUCUGAACUUUCAUCAUAUCUGUACAUGUAAGAAGUAAGUUUCACUUUUGAAAAUAAAGGAGAGCAUGAUCUGUGACGCUUCACGCCAGCAUACUAACACGUUUCAUGAAAAGUAUAUACACUGUAUAGGCUGAGGUGAAGCAUUGCUGUUCAUACCUUCAUAUAUUAUUUAAAAAAUAAUGUUAUGUCCCCGGGGGCAUAUUAUUUUUGGCCUGUCCUUCUGUCUGUGACCAAAAACAUCAGCCUUGGUCAUAUCAUUUACACCUUAAGAGGUAGAGCUUUCAUAUUGGGUAUAUGUAUUUCUUCUGGCAAAAACUUUCCAUUGACACCAGAAUCAUUUAAUAACUUUUAAAGUGAUGACUUAUAAAAGAUGCUGAUUGGUUGAAAAAUUCGUUUGAUUUCUCUGUCAAAAUUUCGUUCGGAGUUCAUCUGCACUAAGCCCGCGGGACUACUUUUCUCUGGAAUGCGUCUUCCCCGUUCUAAUUUUAGCGCUAUUUAUAGAACGGGAUUUUCCACACAAGCAUUAUAUAUAACGAAAUGCAUUUGUUUGAUUUUUGUUUUUCAUUGCUAUCAAAAAUUAGCACAACUAAAGAUAUGAAUAAAAUACAAAUUAAUUUAAAGAAACAGCAUACAUAGGCGAUGACGUGGCAGAGUAGUCAAUUUAAUGACGUAGACCACUUACUGGUAGACAGAUUACACGAGUUCCCGGUAUGAAUCGUCUGCUUUACGAGAUCGAUAACAUGACGGAGCAAGUGGCGACUUCUGAUCUGGUAAAUAUCAAUGAAAUUGAACUGCAUCAUAUGGGGCUCAGUCAACGAGUGCGUUUUAAACGUUUUCCUCGAUAUUGAAAUGGAGCCGAAUUGCAUUCCACCGUUCCAUCGACACAACCAGUGUUCAACGUCUCCUCCAACACGAUGCAGCAUAAAUCCAGUCACCACUUGCUAUCUUCCUUUAUAUUUAAUUCAGCUUUUAAUCAUUGCACCUUUAAUUUGGCGUAUAAUCCAUUUAAAUCUGCACAGCAACUGUUCCCGACCUGAACGCACAGCCAUGCCAUUUUGUUUUUGCUUUCAUUCUUGCCUAUAUAUGUAUUCCUACGCGCCAUUUCAGAAACGUUAAUUCAAGCUUUUUGAUGGGAGAAACUAUUUGUUUUUCUAUCUUAAAAACAUAAUUAAAUGAUAAGAAAUAAAACUUAUAAUUCUUUGUUUGAUGCAUGUAUCAAACAAAGAAUUAUAAGUUUCAUUUCUUAAAUCUUUGACCUGGUGAUCUUAACAUUGCUCUUUGAUCUACUUUUAGAAAGUUCGAAUAUAAGCCAUAUCUUUCAAAUCGUUAGAGACACUGUUUUUAUAUUAAGCAUGUGCAUGUUUUGUAAGAAGACCUUUCCAACGAGACCAGAUUUGUUGACCUUGUGACAAUGACCUAGUUUUUGAAAGCUACAAUGUCUUACAGUACCACGUUAAUUGUAAUCUGGAGGCAUCAGUGUUUCGCAAACACAUUUUUUUUAUAUUUACAGUUUGCUCUCAUUUCUGUCGGAAUAUUCCCAGCCGUCAAAAUUGUCGAUGUAAUUGAAAACUUUGAAGCAUUUAUGUGAAUCAUUAAAUCUCUGCAGCGAA
Messenger RNA from Ostrea edulis (European flat oyster), 5883 nucleotides. RefSeq lists its product as uncharacterized. The record is from RefSeq and is a predicted model, not a curated record. Gene Ontology annotation, biological process: protein phosphorylation; multicellular organism development; cell surface receptor protein tyrosine kinase signaling pathway. Gene Ontology annotation, cellular component: signaling receptor complex. NCBI's taxonomy places the organism in Eukaryota, Metazoa, Mollusca, Bivalvia, Ostreida, Ostreidae. Gene Ontology annotation, molecular function: ATP binding; transmembrane receptor protein tyrosine kinase activity. Bases 101 to 3811 code for a protein of 1236 amino acids. The transcript is spliced from 22 exons.